AUGGAACUCUUUCAAAUCAUGGCUGAAGAUCCAGAGAGGCCUCGUCCGUUUUUGUGUGAUUGGCAGGGUUGCGGCAAGCGCUUCAACAGAAAGUCCGAUCUCCAAAGACACCACCGCAUCCACACAAACGAACGGCCAUACGGAUGCAACUGGCAAGACUGUGGAAAGCGGUUUAUCCAGCGCAGUGCCCUCACUGUACAUCUUCGAACGCACACCGGCGAGAAGCCUCAUCAAUGCGAAGUUCCUGAAUGCAGGAAGCCAUUUGCCGACUCCUCGAGUUUGGCAAGACACCGCCGUAUUCAUAGGGGAGAGAAGCCGUACCGUUGCCAAGAUGUUGGCUGUAACAAAGCAAAAACGACCAGAGACAAGCAUCAUUCCAACUCCCAUAGGGGUGGUAUCAAUCGCUCGAUGACCCCCAGACAGCAACUGCACCCUACCUUCAGCUCUGAGUUCGAUCAGUUCCACAUGUCGGCACCGCCCGACCUUACGGCCAGCACCGAAAGCAGCCCGGCUGAUAGCACUGCCUACUCGCCAGCUGCUUUGGAAGGUGACUGGUCCAACCAAAGUUUCAACAACUAUACGCACCUGCCAAACCUGCAGGAAGCGUCGCUCGCCCUUCAGAACCAGAUUAGGUCGCAGCAGAUCCCACAACUCAUGCCCUAUAUGCCAUCGAGGGUUAUGCCUUCCUACUCUGCGCCUCCCUCAAACAUGAUGACCCAGCAGAUGCCGCAGCAGGGGAACUUUAGCAGUUACUCGCCUUCGCCUGUUGAGUCUACUCAACAACAGCCAUGGGGAACAGGAUGUUCUCGCCCUAUCCGGCUCCCCCCCAACAUGAUGCCCGGCCAGAACGACUUCAAUAGCCAAUACCCGCCCCCUCAACAGCAGCAAUCAUGGGGCAUGCCUCAGAAUCAGGGUCAACAGGAGCAGCGCCAGUACUCACUGCCUGCCCCGUCGCAGCCAAUGACGCCGGUACCUGUUUCUGCCGGUACUGGAAACAUCCAACCAAUGCAGCCGAUGCCAGGCCACAUCUAUGGGGCGAGGCUCGUCGGAGAUGACCUCAGCGAUCAUUUCUUCAAGGUCGAGACGAGUGCUGAUGAUAACAAUCCGGGAAUGACGCUGCCGGAUGCGAGGUUUGCUGGCUUGUAA
Sordaria macrospora k-hell is the source of this 1146-nucleotide messenger RNA. RefSeq lists its product as uncharacterized. Gene Ontology annotation, molecular function: RNA polymerase II cis-regulatory region sequence-specific DNA binding; DNA-binding transcription factor activity, RNA polymerase II-specific. Gene Ontology annotation, biological process: regulation of transcription by RNA polymerase II. Lineage: Eukaryota; Fungi; Ascomycota; Sordariomycetes; Sordariales; Sordariaceae. The record is from RefSeq and is a predicted model, not a curated record.